AUGACGUUGUCGAAUUCGGUUUAUCUUCAAAUGAUGCAAUCGGUGAAGGAGAAAACAAUCAAGCGGGAGUUUGAAGUGAAAGAGGAGGACGUCGUCAAUGACGAUGCAUUUAUCGGUGGCACUUACCACCUGGGUGGAAACGGUUUGAAAGAGAAGGUGUUGAAGGGUAUUUCAGAUGAAGAAGUCUACAAAUUGCAAUUCGAUUGCAUAGAUGAGGCUGGAACAUUUUACAACAUGUUAGCAAAAGUAGCCGGAUUUAGUAUUCGAAAAGAUGAUUUGAAGCGAGACAAGAAUGGAGAUAUAAUAUCUCGAAAGUGGGUGUGUUCUAGAGAAGGACAGCGAGCGACAAAGUUUAUUGAAAAUGACAAGCGACAGCGUGAGCCACGAUCAUUGAGUAGAGUUGGAUGUGAAGCUGCAUUUCGUGUAGGCUUGAAUAGGAAAGAUGGAAAGUGGAUUGUAAAGGAAUUUAUAGGAGAUCAUAAUCAUAAUUUGGUCGAUGCUAUCAACACACAAUUCCUUCGGUCUCAUCGAACAAUAAGUAAUCCAGAUAAGGCACAAGUUGAUGUUUUGCGUAAAGUAGGUGUUAAAACAACACAAAUUAUGGACUAUAUGGUCAAACAAUCAGGGGGACAUGAGCACGUCGGUUUCACACAAAAAGAUAUAUACAAUCACGUUGAUGCAAUGCGUAGAAGUGAAAUUAAAGACGGUGAUGCAGAAGCGGCAUUGGCUUAUUUGUGUGGAAAGGCAGAAAUGGAUUCUUCAUUUUUUUAUAAAUUCAACAUUGAUGAAGAAAGUCGACUAGCAAAUUUGUUUUGGGCUGAUUCAACUGCUCGAAUGGAUUAUGCGUGUUUUGGAGAUGUCCUAGCAUUUGACACAACCUAUAGGACAAAUGCCUAUAAAAAGCCUCUAGUAGUGUUGGUCGGUGUUAAUCAUCACCACCAAACUGUUGUAUUUGGUUGUGCAUUAUUGAUAGAUGAAAGUGUUGGGACAUAUGAAUGGGUGUUGGAGACAUUUCUUGAGGCAAUGAUGAAUAAGAAACCCAUAUCUGUUGUAACCGAUGGGGAUAAAGCUAUGCGUAAGGCAAUCAAAAAACUAUUACCCGAUACGUGUCAUCGAUUGUGUUCAUGGCAUUUGCAACGAAAUGCAUUCACGAAUGUGCAUAUUAAGGAUUUCUCAAGCAUAUUUGCAAGGUGCAUGUUCAUGCGUGGGAAUGAAGCAGAAUUUGAAAAGGUUUGGCAUGAAAUGGUUGCAAAUUUGGGACUUAAUGAGAAUCGUUGGGUGACCGAGAUAUAUGGGAAACGUAAAAGAUGGGCAGAGGCGUAUUUACGUGGAAAUUUCUUUGGAGGGAUGAGAACCACACAAAGGUGUGAGAGUAUGAAUGCAUAUCUAAAUAGAUUCUUAAAAAUUCGUUUGCGACUGUAUGAGUUUGUACAACAAUUUGAUAGAGCCAUAAUGAGAAUACGGCAAAACGAGGCAAAGGCAGAGUUCGAGUCGAACAAUUCUUCACCAGUGCUUUCGACCAAACUAUCCAUAAUUGAAAAUCAUGCUGCGACGGUAUACACGAAAGAAUCUUUCCUUAAAUUUCGUGAGGAGAUGAAGAAUGCAGAGUUAUUCUUUGUGGUAGGUCUUGGAAUGUUAGGGGAGCAUUUGUCGAAUGACCGAUCUGACAUGUACAUAGAUUGUGGUGAACUUAAUAAUCUGAAAAUAACAAUGGAAUGUGCAUGUGCAGAUAGCAGGAUUUCAGCAACAUGA
Messenger RNA from Vitis riparia (riverbank grape), 1752 nucleotides. Its product is annotated as protein FAR1-RELATED SEQUENCE 5-like. Gene Ontology annotation, molecular function: sequence-specific DNA binding; DNA-binding transcription factor activity. Gene Ontology annotation, biological process: regulation of DNA-templated transcription. The record is from RefSeq and is a predicted model, not a curated record. The transcript has 4 exons. The coding region runs from base 1 to 1752 and encodes 583 amino acids. Lineage: Eukaryota; Viridiplantae; Streptophyta; Magnoliopsida; Vitales; Vitaceae.